AUGUCGGAGAAGACCAUGAAGACAUCCAGUACAAUGUUUCAGGAGAAGCAUCAUAAUCAUACCAAAAGGGAGAGAUGUCUGGGUCUGACCUUAGGGAAGGGAGUGCCUUUUGUCUUGUCUUCUCUCUUAAUGGCUUCAAUCUUCUGUUUGUUCUUCCUCUACAAUCCCAACUCUUUAACCCUCACACCCCAUCAUGACCAUGACAUUUUUGAAAACCCCUCACAAAACCAAGAAAAUGCCAUCACAACAAAGGUUUCAUCAUCUCCACCACAAAAGGAACAGAAACCAUGUGACCUUUCUAAGGGUCAUUGGGUACAAGCAUUGGGAGGUUCAUCAAACUAUUACACCAAUUCAAGCUGCCCCUUUAUCCCUGAUGGCAAAAACUGUUUCAAGCAUGGAAGAAAGGACACUGAUUUUCUGAAUUGGAGAUGGAAACCUGAGCAAUGUGAACUUCCAAGGUUUGAUCCCAAAACCUUCCUCAACAUUGUUCGUGGCAAGAAAAUGGCUUUCAUCGGUGAUUCAGUGGCCAGAAACCACAUGGAUUCCCUUCUCUGCCUCUUGUCACAGAAUGAAAUUCCAAAGGACAUUUACAAGGACUCAGAAGACAGGUUCCACACAUGGUAUUUUCCCAGCCACGACUUCACUCUCAUGAGUAUGUGGAGCAGGUUCCUCGUAGUAGGGGAGGAGAGAAUGGUAAACGGCACAGGCACUAGCAUCUUCGACAUGCAGCUAGACAAGGUAGACAGUGAUUGGGCCAAAGAACUCCCCAACUUAGACUACACAGUGAUCUCAGACGGACAUUGGUUUUUCAGAGGGAUGCGCCUGCAUGAAGGUGGAAAAGAAGUAGGGUGUGUGUACUGCAACGAACCAAAUGUCACAAGCUACAACGUGGACUUCCCUUUGAGGAAAGCAUUCAGAACAGCCUUUAGAGUGAUCAAUGAAUGCAAAGAGUGUAGCAGUAAGAGGAUGGUGACAGUGUUGAGGACUUUUGCACCAGCACACUUUGAGAACGGGUUUUGGAACACUGGAGGGUACUGCAAUAGGACAUGUCCAACGGAUGAAAGUGAGGUGGAUUUUGAGAAGUUUGAUUGGCACCUGAGGAAUGUUCAGAUGGAGGAGUUUGAGAGAGCAAGGAGUGAAGGUGAAGAAAAGGGUCAUAAGUUUGAGGUGGUGGAUGUUUCAAGAGCCAUGCUGAUGAGAGCAGAUGGACACCCUGGAGAGCAUUGGGGGAACAAGUGGAUGAAGGGUUACAACGAUUGCACUCAUUGGUGCUUGCCAGGGCCUGUUGAUAUGUGGAGUGAGUUUUUGCUUGCUGUGCUCAAAAGAGGGGCUGCUUUUGAACUUAAUCAGACUUGA
Molecule: messenger RNA, 1356 nt
Organism: Sphenostylis stenocarpa
Lineage: Eukaryota; Viridiplantae; Streptophyta; Magnoliopsida; Fabales; Fabaceae
Source: the annotation of a GenBank genome assembly